GAAACGGGGGACACAUUCGUGGAAGGAUCGUAGGAACGCGGUCGCAUCGUCGCCCGGCAGCGCCGCGACGCCCUCGAGGCGAACUAGACGUUACGCUCCGUGCUCAUCGCGAGGCAUUUCGGCGUUUCUAACCUCGUCCUUGGCGCUGCUGCGCGUCGCUCCCUUCGUUCGUACAGUGUAACAUAGUGCCGCGCGUCUUCUUUUUCGCUCCUCCUUUUCGUGCUCGUUUUUUCCUUGUUAUCUGUGCCCGUUCGAGGUGAAUGGUCCAACGGUGAACAAGGAAGAACCAGCUGACGCGGAGCCUAAUUGUUUCGAAUAUCCAGCGAGGGAAAUACUCCAGAUUCGUAUAUAGGAUAUACCCUGUUUAAUGCAGUGGCCUCUUGGAAACGGCGAACUUUAUGAGAACUUCGGUAGCCGCCACCGAGGCGUUACCAAGGUCACGAGGGAGGAGCUGAGGUCAUCGCUGCACCUAUGUUGUGCGGCGAACUCCUGAACGGUGGGUUCGUCAGUACCGGAGCGGUACCGGUGGUUCCCUACAGUCUCUUAGGAUUCUGGUUGCCCGGCUGUCUACGCGCUACCAGUCCCAGUUCCCUCACCUCGUCUUACCUGACCCUGUUGGCCGAGCUUCUGGCCACGGGCCACCUGGACCUUCGAAGCGAGCUGAUGGACCUCGCGAAGAGGAGCCAUCUGGCUCCCACCAACGGAGCGGUCGAACUUGACCUCGACCUGCAAGCCGACGACAUCGAAGAGAGCGUCUUCCUCGAGAACGGUCUGCUCUCGUUCGAGAACCCGAAUUACCACUUAGACCCGGCUCGCCUGGACGACGCGUUGAACAGCAACGAAAACGGCAGUUCCCUGUACGAUGAGCUGUAUCAGGAAUUGGUUGGCAGCGGAGGCAGAAGCGGCGAAGUGACUGGCGGUGGAGGAGGCGGCGGAGGCGGAGGCGGUGGCACGAGGGUACAAGCACGCAGAACAUACGCCACGUUGGAUCUGGGCAGCAUGGGGGUUGACGUCACUCAAGGUCCACUCACUCAGGACUCCGUCACGGAGGACGCGUCAGACAAUACGGACAACCAUAACCUAGGGUACGGCAGCGAGGGUGUUGCAGAGUCCGCUCUGGUCGACGACACCCUCAACGGAAAUCCUCGGUCGUCGUCGCCGUCGUCUUCCUCCUCGAUUCUGCCUCCCCUUCAGUCAGGACCCGCGGACUCGAUCGACGCUACAGAACUGUCCGGGUCGAGAAAUUACUGCGAGAAACCGGAUAACGAGACGACAGAGAUGGGCGGCGUUCCGCGCGUCGAGGGUGGACUGAACAGCGAAUUGUACGCGGUCCCUGUGAAACGAAGGCAGCCCAAGGAUCAAAAGAACAAUGCCACUCAGCAGAACAAUGCCCAGGAGAAGCCGUCGGAGGUGGAUUCCACCGACUCCGAGGACAAAGACGAGAAUCUGCCACCUGGAUGGCAAAAACACGAGGACGAAAAUGGUCCCUAUUAUUGGCACGUGAAAAGCGGCAACAUACAGAGGGAACCUCCGGAAGCCCCGCCGCACUCCAAGAGGGAGUCUCGCAGGAGCCUCAUCAAAGACAACGACAGCAUAAACAAUUUCCACACUCUGACCGGUAUGGUGAACACCGUGACCCGCAGCAACACGAGUUCCGCUCUGGAUCAGGAGCUGGAGAACAAAAGAAAAGUGGAACUGGCUCUCAAGCGAAGGAGCUACCCAGCAAGAGCAGACUCCGAAGGCAGAGACAAGCCGAUCAGAUUCGCCGUGCGCUCCCUUGGAUGGACAGAAAUCGCUGAAGAGGAUCUGACGCCCGAAAGGAGCAGCAAGGCUGUCAAUAAAUGCAUCGUGGACUUGUCCCUCGGCAGAAACGAUCUCCUGGACGUCGUUGGACGAUGGGGCGACGGCAAAGACCUGUUCAUGGAUCUGGACGAAGGCGCUUUGAAGCUGAUAGACCCGGAGAACCUCACCGUCCUCAACACACAACCGAUUCACACAGUCAGGGUGUGGGGUGUUGGCAGAGAUCACUGCCGGGACUUUGCUUACGUGGCGAGAGACCGAUCGACCCGGAAACACAUGUGCCACGUGUUCCGUUGCGACAUACCGGCGCGCACGAUCGCGAACACGCUUCGAGACAUUUGCAAGAAGAUCAUGAUCGAGCGAUCGCAGCACCAGAAUCUCGCGAAACCGGUGGACGUCAACGGGCGAACGAGUCUGGCCACGAGACCCACCAACUUGCCCACGGAACAUCGACGUUUUCAUAGAAACGGACAAGCACUAGUCACGCAAUCGUUUCCUACGCCUAUGGAAGAACCGAAGAAGGUGCUGCGAGCGCAAUAUCUUGGAUCCAUGCAGGUUUCACAGGCGACCGGUAUGGAGGUCCUGAACGACGCGAUAGAUCAUAUCGUAACCAACACGCCUAUCAAUCAAUGGCGAAACGUGAACGUCGCUGUCGCGCCCAGCAUGAUUUCCAUCCUUACACCAAACGAGGACAAGCUGAUCACCGAAUGUCGAGUACGUUACUUGUCAUUCUUGGGUAUCGGUCAGAACGUGAAACAGUGCGCUUUCAUAAUGCACACCGCGCAAGAUCUCUUCAUCGCACACGUCUUCAACUGCGAGCCCAGCAGCGGCGCCCUUUGCAAAACCAUCGAAGCCGCCUGCAAGUUGAGGUACCAGAAAUGUUUAGACGCACACCCGCAGGGCUUCAGAAGCGCCAGCAGCCUGAACACUCCCAGCGGUAGGGGUCUCGGCGCCACCCUGAAAUCGCUGGUUGGCUCUCUGACUGGACGUAGAAAUAAGCAGGGUGAGUCCUGAGACGAGGCUCUCUCGCUGCAGGAACUGUGGCCGCUGCCUGCUGAGCGAGAGGUGAUCAGACACAGACAUCUGCAGUCGCCCAUGACCUUGAAAUACUUUAGCGGAUCACCACCCAGCGCGUCUCUGAGGUCGCUCCUAUCGCCCUCUCUGGACAACCGGCGUAUUCAGCUCGCCCGUUGGGAGAGCAAUCCUUAAAGCUGGGAUUGGACCGUGCGGCUACCCGAAACCUGGGUCAAAGAAACGGAGAAACUAAGAGAGAUUCAAUUCUUACCGGUUAACGACUGAAUCGUGAAUUCUGCAGAGUGCUAUACUAAUCACCACAGCUAUAGUGGACUACGCUUACGUGUGUCGAUAUGAUGUUAUGUAUGUUAAACGCAGUGUCCGACAAAAAUGAAAAGAUAAAAAAUAUAAUGACGAGGGAACGGCCACGAGAUCGGAAGCACGAUUACUCGUCCAGGAUCGUAGCGUCCGCUUCGACGAACUCGUACCACCGUUCGGUAGCCUCCGGAAGGAGCUAGCCGCGGAAUGGCGAACGGUCGGGACGGACGGAGCGUCCCUUGCGAAAGAGAGGAAUAAUAUAGCAAAGAAGCGAAUUUGUAUAUACGGGGUGGUAAUUAUCGCGCUAAAUCUAGUAGAUUCGCUGGAUUGCGAAGGGAAGAUUCAGGAGGAAUGAAAGGGGAACGGUGUGCCAGUGUUUCGGAAUGAUUGAUGUAGCGUUCUUAGCGUAUCCACGCGGCAUUCGAUGAUUAAGCAUGAAACAGAAGUAACAAAAAGCUAUAGGGAGCUUAAAUGUAUAACUUAACGUGUGUGUAUUUCUCGGGUGUACAGAUUAGAGAAGCGAGACGAGGAUGACCAGCCCACACGAACCUAACACGCGACACGUAAUUUGUAGAUGACACGCAUAGAGAGAUAUCCACGCGACAGAACACGUUCACAAGCGUACAAGACAUCACACACGCAUACACACACACACACAUAGACACACAUAGACGACGGACAGGCAGGUAAUAGGAGUUUAUUUUUUAUGGCGAACUAUAGAAGAGCUUGCACCUUGCGAAACAAAGGGGAUAUAUAAUACGACGAAAUGUUAGCGCGACCGUCCUUCGAAUCCAUGGGGAAGGAGGGAUCUAGAGAUGAAAGAACUAGUAACGAUCUUGACACGCAAUAAUACAAUAUUAUCGUGCGCACAAUCGCCGUGCAAUAAUAGCUAAUGUCUAUGCAAACGAUUAUUACCUUGAUCGUUGCUCAAAGGUGUAACGAAUCGUUGAAAUUAAUCGACGCUGAACGCUAUCACGCUGAUGUUGCAACUUUUAACGAGUACAGAGUACUGGGAAGAGACUAACUUGUUCGCGAAGCAUAGUCGCCCGCGACAUUAUUCUCCAAAUGCUCGCCGAUAUGCCUAACGUCGAUCGAUCGCUUAGGAAUCAACCAGUGAAUCAUCAUCGCGCACCGUUUUCCCUCCCCUUGGUUUUCUAUCGGUAGCUCCCCGGCAGAGAUGAGCAGAAUCGUGUAGCGUUCUUCGUUCGAGAAUGCAAAUAUUCAAAUUUGAUUCGAACAAAGUUCUAUCCAUUUCUGCUCUCCAAGCAGUUUGCACGCUGAUGUUUUGCAGCGAUCAACGCAAGUUGUACAGAGAAACGAAGACGAUUCGUCCGAUCCCCGAUUAUUUUCGUACGAUAGUAGCUAAUCGAUGUCAUACCUAUUUUGCAACUGAUUGGAACGACUGUUGACGUAAACGGCUACCAUUGUCCUCAAGGAUUCGCGUCGAUGCCGAGGCUUUUGGGUGGAAGCAAAAGACUUUGGCCGCUCAAGGACGAAUUCUACUUCACAGAGGAUCACCGAAAAGUGUUUGGAUGAUAGAGAAGGUACUGGAAAUUGUAGAAGUGGAGGGUUUCUCGUCAAGAGAAGUGACCUCGAGCGGUCAAAAUCAUACGUCUUGACUGUAAUCGCGAUGCCAACGCUUUCGAACAGGUCGUUUAGGCAACAAGGUAUCAGCAAAAGAGCUAUUAGAACGCAGCAUCAAGGGUUCUCCGUGGGGGAGGGGGGUCUCUCGCUCGCAGCAGAUCCUCGUCCACAAGAGGACGGUCGCGUCGUGGGAGCCAUCGUCAUUGCGAAAGAUACAAAGUUGCGCGGGACCCAGAACGAAGAGAUAUUUCUAUGUAGCGUUUAAAUAAGAAGAGUGGCGAAAGGUAGGCGAACUUGAAUGGAGUGAGCGUGCGUGUGAGAGGGUAAAAGGACCUUGUGUGCUUGGGGUUAGGUGCUCGAAGAGGUAAUCCUCUCGCGAGAGAGAUUGUAUCUAGAUGUGGAUGUAGCCGAAGAUAGUGCGGCGAAGAUGGAUCAUUAUUUGUACAUAAAUACGCGUUACGAGGAUCAGCCGCCUUUUACCACGAGUAAACGCCUCGUCCCUAUGGCUGAAUGCUAUGCAGACUUACCGCGUGUAAAGGCUAUUCGACACCGGAAGUGGCCCAAGUCCUGAGUGGCGCCAGUAACAUUUAAACGAGGACCGCCUGCAUAUCUCGAAAGGGAACGUCCUCGAGGACAACCGAACGUCGCAUGGGGAAAUUUCCUUUCGAUCCGCCGCUUCGGAUUUCCUUUCACCUGUAACUUUUUUCUGUUCCCUCCGUUUAUAUCUGGUCAGUCUCAAUCUCAACGCGGGUAGGCUUGAGAACCGUGUCACGAACAAUAAAUUAACAAAACGUCGCGCGACGAGGCCUCCCAUGCGACCCACGCUCGAAUGCCAGUUUCACACGAACGGUCACCCAAGCCGACGUUUCCUCUGCUAUCGAUAUCAUCGUUGACGCGAUAUCUUGCUUUGAUAAUAUACGUAUAUUUGAAUUUAUAUCAACGUCAGGUCGAACGAGAGCGAUCAGGGGUGGCAUGCGACAGCCUCAAGGCGUGUGAUCACGAAUGGGCAAAAUUCUUAAUCUGGACAAACAUUUCGAAUAACGAGUAAAUAGUAAACAACUUCUGAUGCGUCAUCCGUUCGAUAAAAACUAAUAUUGAAUAUGAUUGAAAUUAUAUUGCAUGUUGAACAAAUAAAAAGAAAAAAAAAAAAAGAAAA
This is a messenger RNA of Hylaeus anthracinus, 5872 nucleotides long. RefSeq names its product protein Fe65 homolog. Gene Ontology annotation, molecular function: amyloid-beta binding; transcription factor binding. Gene Ontology annotation, cellular component: cytoplasm; nucleus. The coding region runs from base 472 to 2814 and encodes 780 amino acids. Gene Ontology annotation, biological process: regulation of DNA-templated transcription. The transcript is spliced from 15 exons. The record is from RefSeq and is a predicted model, not a curated record. NCBI's taxonomy places the organism in Eukaryota, Metazoa, Arthropoda, Insecta, Hymenoptera, Colletidae.